This is a messenger RNA of Porites evermanni, 1048 nucleotides long. Lineage: Eukaryota; Metazoa; Cnidaria; Anthozoa; Scleractinia; Poritidae. The record is from the annotation of a GenBank genome assembly.
AUGCUCUUCUACCAACAGGGCACUGUAACAUUAUGCAAUGAAAAGGUGCAAAAGCAGCUUGGCGGCAGUGACUGUGGCCUCAUGGCCUUAGCUUUUGCAAACGACUUGAGCCAUGGUUUAGAUCCAGCAACACAGAGGUACAGCCAGUUUGAGAUGCGCAAACACUUUGUUAGCUGCCUAGAAUCAAAGAAAAUGAAACCUUUCCCCAAGACCAAAAGAAGAGUGCACUGCUAUUUAUUUUGCAACAGGAAUUUUGUGCCAAUCUUUUGUCUUUGUAGGCUCCCAAAGGUUGUGGGAUAUUUUGAAAGUUAUUUUUAAGACGGAUCUAUCUUAUUUUUUAAGUUUAGUUUUUGUUUCAUUAAGUCUUGUUUUUGUCCACGUAUACUGUUUUCCUGUUUUGAUAUUUUGUUUUUACUUGAACUUGAAGUUAUGCUUAGCUCGCGAAUUUACUUGUUGCCAUAUUAGGAAUUUUAUUCGCUUGGCAUUGUCAGAUGUUAGUUUUUUUUAAAGGUGGUUGUGUUUGUGGUGUUAGAGCUGACCUUCGUUCUUUGGUACUUGUCAGUUGCGGCUGUGCGUAGGCUAAUCUAUUCCCUAACUAUAGCAAACCUGUUGCAAUAUAAGCGAUAAGAUAUUCAAUAGAGCUCUGCUGGUCAGCUAACCUAGACAUGUCCAGCUUUGGCUAUAAAAAACCGCUACUAUACUUGAACUAGUAAGUAGAGAAGAGUGGAGAAGUUGGUAGAACCGAGAAAGUUGUUGAGUAAGUAGAAGUUGGUAGAAGUGAAAAAGUGGAAGAGUUGGAAGAUUAAGAAAAAUAAAAGCAAGAUGUAAAUCAGAUUCCUCAUCGUGUAGCGAGCGAGUUGCUCGAACACACCCCUACACAAAUAACAAGCAAGAGUACAUACAGUGUUGUUCAUGCCGUGGUUGGUAUCAUCCUCGGUGCUGCUCAGUCCAACACGAUGGGCCAUCACAUCAAAGCUGCCAUGGAAGUGCCCAAAAUGUAAACCAAACAAGGCAAAAACAGGAAAGAGAACCAUUUUGGGGGCAGUGA